UCCAACUCCACAACUACAGUCUUUCAUUAGCAACCAUGAAGAGCUUCAUGGAACCCCGACUGUGGGUUCUGGUGGCUCUCGUCACCACCUUAGCUGCCACGGCAAAUGCCGACUCCACGUGGAAACCCGACUUGCCACUGCCACAUCUUCCGUAUCUUUACAGCUCACCGCCGCCGCCACCAUACAAAUAUGAGUCGCCACCACCUCCACCAUACAAGUACGAGUCUCCACCACCUCCACCAUACAAGUACGAGUCUCCAACACCGCCACCAUACAAAUAUGAAUCUCCACCGCCACCACCUUAUAAGUAUGAAUCACCUCCACCACCACCAUACAAAUAUAAGUCACCACCACCUCCUCCCUAUGUGUACAAGUCUCCUCCGCCACCGCCAUACUUGUACGAAUCCCCUCCACCACCUCCUUACAAGUAUGAGUCUCCACCACCACCACCAUACAAGUACAAGUCACCUCCUCCACCGCCAUACAAAUAUGAAUCUCCACCCCCACCACCUUAUAAGUAUGAAUCACCUCCACCACCACCCUACAAAUACAAAUCUCCACCGCCGCCGCCUUACAACUAUGAAUCGCCUCCACCUCCGCCGUACAAAUAUGAGUCUCCACCACCACCACCCUACAAGUAUAAGUCACCUCCACCACCACCAUACAAAUAUGAAUCUCCACCACCACCACCGUACAAGUAUGAGUCACCACCUCCUCCUCCUUAUGUGUACAAAUCUCCUCCACCACCGCCUUACAAGUAUGAAUCACCUCCGCCACCACCCUACAAAUACAAGUCUCCACCACCACCUCCUUACAAGUACGAGUCACCUCCACCACCGCCAUACAAAUACGAAUCUCCACCACCACCACCACCUUACAAGUACGAGUCACCUCCACCCCCACCAUACAAAUAUGAAUCUCCACCACCACCUCCAUAUGUUUACAAGUCUCCACCACCACCGGCCUACAAGUACGAGUCUCCUCCACCACCACCAUACAAAUACGAAUCUCCACCACCACCUCCAUAUGUUUACAAGUCUCCAUCACCACCGCCCUACAAGUAUGAAUCGCCUCCACCACCACCCUACAAGUACGAGUCUCCACCACCACCACCCUACAAGUACGAGUCGCCUCCACCACCACCAUACAAAUACGAAUCUCCACCACCACCUCCAUAUGUUUACAAGUCUCCACCACCACCACCCUCCAAGUAUGAAUCACCUCCUCCUCCACCCUAUAAGUACAAGUCUCCACCACCACCACCAUACAAGUACGAGUCUCCUCCACUACCACCAUACAAAUACGAAUCUCCACCACCACCUCCAUAUGUUUACAAGUCUCCACCACCACCCCCUUACAACUAUGAAUCACCUCCACCACCGCCAUACAAAUAUGAGUCACCACCGCCUCCUCCUUAUGUGUACAUGUCUCCCCCACCACCACCUUACAAAUAUGAGUCACCACCGCCUCCUCCUUAUGUGUACAAGUCUCCCCCACCACCGCCUUACAAAUAUGAAUCACCGCCACCACCACCCUACAAAUACGAGUCACCACCACCACCACCGUACCUCUACAAGUCUCCACCACCACCACCUUACAAGUAUGAGUCACCACCUCCUCCUCCUCCAUAUCUAUACAAAUCCCCACCACCACCGCCUUACAAAUAUGAAUCACCGCCACCGCCACCCUACAAAUACGAGUCACCACCACCACCACCGUACGUCUACAAGUCUCCACCACCACCACCUUACAAGUAUGAGUCACCACCUCCUCCUCCAUAUCUAUACAAAUCCCCACCACCACCGCCUUACAAAUACGAAUCACCUCCACCACCACCUUACAAGUAUGAGUCACCUCCACCACCACCCUACAAAUACAAGUCACCUCCACCUCCUCCUUAUGUUUACAAAUCUCCACCACCACCACCAUACAGAUAUGAGUCUCCACCACCUCUUCCUUACAAAUAUAAAUCUUCACCAACACCACCUCAGAAGGAUGACUGUCCACCACCAUCAUACCAGUACAAAUCUCCACCACCUCCACCAAUAUACUAAUCACCCCACUCCCCAUCUCCCCAUCCAUCAUGAUCCAGUUUGUUAUUAUAUUCCUUCAGCUCCUUCAGAUUAUUUAUUUACCAAAACCACCAUCAUUAUCACAUUCAAACAAACCGUGAUUCUCUUUCUGGUUGCUUCAUUAAUAUUGCGUAAAUAAAGGUUUCACUUCUCUUCUAGUAUCCAUAAUGCUCAGCGUCCUAUCAAGGAGUUGCGGACAAAAAAGAGUGGAUGAUCGAUGCUUGCAAUCUUUUUCUUUGAUCGUAAUUGUAACUUAUGUUUGUUCAUGUACUUUAUAUAUUUAAUGGAUUUUUUUUAUAUCAA
Salvia splendens (bonfire salvia) is the source of this 2375-nucleotide messenger RNA. Its product is annotated as extensin-2-like. The record is from RefSeq and is a predicted model, not a curated record. NCBI's taxonomy places the organism in Eukaryota, Viridiplantae, Streptophyta, Magnoliopsida, Lamiales, Lamiaceae. Bases 36 to 2054 code for a protein of 672 amino acids. The transcript has a single exon.